UUUUACUGGACCCUGAGUUCGGUUUCUGUUUCACAUUACACCUGGUUGUGGGAUGUCGUCGAUCGUGUAUUUCAAGUUCAAAGCAAAUGUGAAAACAGACUCUGUUUCGUUUGAUGGAUCUUCUAUUUCUGUGAAAGAUCUUAAAAAUGCCAUUCGAACAAAGUGUUGUUUGUAUUCGACUGAUUUUGAUCUCAAACUAGAAGACACUAAUGGGAAAGUCUAUUCCAAAGAUGAUGAAUUAAUUCCGAAGUACUCAAGUAUUGUGGUGCGACGUGUCCCACGUUUAGUUGCAGAAAUUCAAAAAAAGAAACAAAUGGGUCCAGAUGAUGUAACGUGGAGAGAGUUGCAAAAGAAUCAUACUGCCGCAUCCGAAACAUCACAUGGUUCUAAACUUAUCAAUUUAGCGGAUUCUGACCUUUCUGAAGAAGAGAAAAUCAAACUAAUGAUGGAGAGAUCCUCAGAGACUUACUCAGAGACCAAUUUUGCUGUACGAGCCAAGCCAUAUGGGGUCCCUCCGGCUGCUUAUGUUUGUCACAAAUGUAAUCAGCCAGGACAUUGGAUUCACAAUUGUCCUGGGGUACGUGAUAAGACCGGGAAAGUAAUGGAUGCCAAGUCAAUCAAAAGGCCGACAGGUAUUCCACAGGACUUUCUUCUGGAAGUUGCAGCUGGAACUCCAGGUGCAUAUUUAGGAAAAUCCGGGAAGUACAUGGUGCCUAUUAAAGACGCUGAGGCAUAUGCCCAGGGCAAAAAGGAUAAAAGGCCGUUUUCUGUUGAAGAAAACCCUCCAUACGUUCCUCAGGAAAGAAAUCCUCCGAAGCAACUUGUGUGUCCGUUGUGUAAUAAGCUAUUCAGCGAUGCAGUUUUAGUAUCCUGUUGUGGAACAACCUAUUGUAACGAGUGCAUCAUGGGUCAUGUUUUUGAUUCUCAAGUUCUGGGUUCCCAUAAGUGUCCUAACUGUGAUGCGGUGCUGACAGACCAUGAGUCAAGUGUCUUUGAAAAUGCUCUUGUGCGAAGUUUGAUUCGUGACUGGCUUGCCGAUGAAUCUAAAAUAGUGGAUCCAGAAGUAGUUAUCCCUGGAGAUAUAUCAAAGUUCAAUGAAAACGAUACGACAUUCGUUAACUGUCGCCGCGUUCUGAAACCAAAACAAGCAACGGCCAACAUCCCUACACUCAAACUUGGAAGUACAACUGCAGUGGAAUCAAAUCAAGUUCAGAAUUCACUGAAGAUGCAACCAAUUGUUUCAGAAUCUAAUUCUAUUGUUAAAAAUGAACAUACUGAUUUACUUUUGAACUUACCCUCUGAAACACCCCAGAGCACAAACUCUGUGACAUUUUCUACUCUUUCAUCUUUUGAUUAUGUUCGUGUUUCUGAAAUGACUACUUCUGUUGUAACGAACAAUACAAAUGCUACUGUGGUCACAAGUUCUCCUUGUACCACUAUGGUGGGAAAUAACAGACAGAAUCUGUUACCCACCACUUGUCUUUCAAACACACAAAUUCCUUGUUUGAGUUAUACUAGUUCUACUGCUGUAAUGCCUACUUUACUCCCAGGUGUUAAUGGUGGUGGUAAUCCUCUUCUUAAUGCGCUUUAUAGUAUACGGUUAGAUGACUUACAGGCUCCAUUGGUUGCUCCCUCUACUAUUUUGCCAGCCACUUACGGAUCGCUUGUUGGCGAUCCUGAGUGGACAGCUGAGACAGCUUUGGCUGCGUCAGCAGCUCAGAGUGCAGGUCUAGUUGAUCCAGUAAUACAAGUCAAUAAUAAUCAGGUCGCCUUCGGGCUAGUCCCUGGGCAGUCUAUCCCUGGCACGAUGCACACAGCUUUAUCCGCACCUGUUGAAACACUAAAUGGACACAAAAUGCUUUCAAAAGAAGAGUUCUAUCGGUUGAAAAUGGAAGUUCUCCAUUCAGCUCGUAGAAGGUAAACCAAUUUAAAUCUACUCAAAUGCGAUCGUUUAUUUAUUUAGGUUGUCAUGCCGUCCUCUUUCUUUAAUAGUUGAAUCUCUUGACUUAAGGCAUCACCAGAUCCGUUCAUAUCAUGGGUUUUUGUAGCAAAGUAUUCAUUUUAUGGGUAAUCGAAGUACCGAUCUUCUUCUGAAAGAAUGUAUAAUUUAAUUCAUUAUGUCUCAAAUACCAAGUGUAGACUGAGGAGUUUCUGUCGUUUCUCGAACUUAACCUUAAGUAAUUAAUCUAUUCGAAAGAUUUAUUUGCGUUUCAGUAUGGAGGUAGUUUGUAAUCAUUCACAAUUUAGGAUAGUGAAUAUUCUGGGUAGAAAUACUGCCCCAUGAAAAGACAGCUACGUGGUUCAGCUGUCUUGUUUGUUUGACCUCAAUUUACCUCCAAGUCUGCGCUAGGCUCAAAAUAAGGUCUUUCACAUCCGAAGUAAAUGCAUGUAUUAGCAGUUAUAUAAAAAUGUAAAGGUCACACGUUCAUGGUUGUGAAUUCUCUUCAAAUUGAAGUUUACUUUUUAGGGCUUAAUUGAGGCUCCAACUUUUACGUUCAGCGUAGAUAGUAUUCAAGCUAAGUGUUUUGACUUUUUGAAGCUUCUGUUGGUGUUUAAUAUAUACUUUCAUAUUUCAUUUGAAUGUUGCUCAGUUUUAUGUCUGUACGACCGUAUGUGUUGGCUGUUGUUCAUUUGUUUGCCUUUGUUUCCAUUUCUCCAGUAAUAUGUAUAUAUGUAAAUGCUGUUAUCUUGUUUUAUUAUGGUGUGCAUUCCACUACAUUCAACGGGUCCACCUAACAGCAUGGUUGCCUUUUCUCUGCGUUAUUCAGUAUCUUAUUAAAAAAUUUGAUUUAUAGGCAUCGUCACCGCACCCAUUCACGUAGUCCUGGUUAUGUACAUCGAGCCGAACGAAUUUAUGGAGAUUCUUCGCACCAUCGACGUGGUUAUGAUAGAGAAGAGCGAGAGAAACGACCUCGAUACUAUUCACCUGUUAAUUACGAGAGUGAACGUAGUCGUUGCCGACACCGUUACGCUGAUGAAUAUGAAUCUCAUCGUGACAGAAGUGGGACUCACCGUCAUCACUACCGCCCUACUUUCUUUCAAGAUUUUGACGACCGGAGACGUCAUUAUUCACGAGGCCAUCAGCACAGUCCCGAACACCGGUCCAGGAGGUCACCAAGACAGUCACCAUCAAGUAAAGAUGAUUGGUAUGGGUACAAAGGUCGGGGAUGUAGCCUUUCUCCCAUCACACAUGAACCCUCAGAUCCACGCAGAUGUCGGGAACCACAUGUUGGUAGUGGACAUUAUGAUGAGUUUCUCGGUAGACGUAAAAGAAGGUAAGUCACGUUUUACGUUUUCCUAGAUUAGUCAUUCAGGGUCUCUAACCAUCUGUUGCUAUCAUAUCGCCGUCCUAAACCAGGUAGUCUACACCUACCAACAUGGCUCAGUUCACUUUUCAGUGACUUCAUGGACUUGUGCCAUGUUUUGGUCUGGCCGCCCCUAGCUUUCUUCCAAUUUACUCUUAUACCAUUGAACAUCGUCAGUUGAGGCAGUCGGAGAAAUUUAAACCAAAACGUAACAUCAGUUCAUGGGACCAUAGACUGCUGGACUGAUUUAUGCAGGUUGAUGUACGUUACUUGAUUGGGGUCCGCAUGUCGUUAGGACCUUUUAGUGAAAUGGCUCGAAAUCGUUCACAAUGAUGCAGGUGCAUCCACCCUUAAUCUUCCUUUAGUCUCUGAGUCUCAAAAUCUCGUCUUUCUCGUUUCUUUAGUUUUACACCUAAUCUUUUCUACUACUACCGAUAUUGUUUCUGCAUCUACUACUAUGAAAAUUUGUCUUAAUAAUUUUAUCGCUGUGAUAAUUUGAUGUCGCAGCUUAACCCAGUUCUCAUGUGUGAGUUUCUACGCUACUGAUGAUCACUGCCGGGAAGUAAAAACUACGUUUGUACCUUUGACACCACCCGAGAUCACCUUUUCCACUCCCGUAAUUAACCCACAAUUAUUUGCAGAGUAAUGGUAUAGCGUUUAAAGCUUCCGACUCUCCGCCGUCAAGUCAAAUUCUAUCCGGGCUCCAACUAUUUCUUUUUGAACGACAGGAUUAUAUCAUUAACACUUACAAUUUAAGCUCGACUCAUACCUAAGAAUCUAGUGAGCAAGCUAGCUUUUUUUAUUUUAUCGUCGGCCAUCACCCUUGCUAAUGAUUCAAGUCCACGAAAAGUCAUUCCUGGUUUCCUGAAACCGAUCUCUAAGCUACAUUUUAAAACUCAAUGUUCGAACUUCGUGUCAAAUCGAAAAAGUUUUCUUUAUUUAGUACUGGGAUUUCAUGCUUGUAACAUACGCUCUGUCUCCCUUACCAAUCAGAAUUCUAGUUUUAAUUCCGUUUACUCUGUCUACUAUUUCUUGUAUAGCAUUAUGUUCCAGAAUUGAGCAUUGUACGCCUGAGCAGUAUCGUUGACCCUAUGUCGACACAGCCAAGCUCCUAUUAGUCUGCUGUUUGCAAGCUUUUCUCUGAGUCCAAAGAGUCAACAGCCAACUUCUAUUAUUGCAUUCUAGAGAUACGUAGGUUUAUAUACAAUUUUGCAUAAACGAGCUGAAAGCGUCUGUGAACAGAGCAAUCUGGGAAAUAUAGAUUGACAUUAAAAUAGGAUUAAUAAGUAGCAUACAGAUAGUUGGUUAAACGGAAGCUUACAUAGUAAUCCAGUUACUUAUUGAUUCUACAACAAAUUAAAUAUUAAAAAUCCGAAAACCAAUUCAAGCUUUUACGAUACUCAUUCCGUUAUGACAUAAAGAAAGACAUGAUCGACCUAACGACAAUCCACCAAUCAUCGUGAAAGAGACUCAAUGAAGGACUCACUCAUUUUGAAGCAGAUAUUUAGUUUCUGAUUAUUCUCUAGUUACUCACUACCUGUAAACAACCUGGAUGAAAAAUUAACACAAGUCUUCCACACUUUUUGAGGUUGAGCAGACCAAAGCGAGGGAGAGCAGCUGUUCCUGACGGAUAACCCGUCUGAUCGUUAAAAACAAUUAUCUUGUAUUAGUAGUUAAGUUGGCUAAGAUACUAACUAGUAUUUGGGAACUUCGCAUCUGACUGAUCUCGGAGGCUGAUCAUUCCAAUUUUUAAAGCAACACUUCAAUUUGUUGGUCAAGAGAUUCUGUGGCAAUGUCUGUCAUCGAAAGGUAUACCAAAGAAGUGCAUCUACCUUGAACAAGCUCUCUAUUCGUUGCCGGCUUCAUUUAUCUUGAUAUUCUCAUCAGUCCUGAUAGAUCUCGUCACCAGUUAGCAGAACUCGAUUGGUUUUUGCCAAUUCGUAUCACUUGUGACGUAUAUGAGAUGUCCAUCUACCAAGUAAAGGGUUUGGAUACCGUCCAAUAUUGCACUCUGUUCUACUUUGUGGGUGUGAAACACCGCCACUGUAAUAGAGAAUAUUCGUUGGUUACUAGUAUUCGACCAUAAAUAUUUUUUGAGGAGUUUAGUUGUGUGAGCUGAACGAUUUUAUUGUGGAGCUUUGACUGUUCUUCUGAAUAACGUCAUCUCCACGACCAAACCAUUUAGCUUAGAGGACGGAACAACCAAAAUUAUCCACCUAAGCAACGAACCUUCACCGUCUCAAAAAUUAUUGGUGUCUUUGAUGCAUUGCUCGUGUAUUUUGGGACCAACGAUCAGGAAGUGUUUGGGUUCGAAAAUGGAGACUGAGUAAAGAAGGAAAAUCGAUCGAUGACCUAGUCAAUCUGGAUUGACUGAAAUUGUUAUAGCGUUCAUUACGUAUGCCUGAUUACUGUUUACUCCCUCAUCUUUUCUAUUUCUUCUGGCGGUGGACUUGAUGAUGCAAAACUCCACACCUGGGCAGAGGCACAGAAUAAAAUGGACAGGUUUUGGACUUCGCUGAUGACCUAAUACUAGCUGAAACUUAGAGGACCACUACAACCAUAAUCGAGAACGUACAAUUAAUCACAGACAAAUAUCUACAUGAGAUGCUCCAGAUUCGUUGGCCGGAUAACAUCAGCGACCACCUACUGUGAGAGAGAACAAACCAGUUUCGAACUGAAGAGUAAAUUAGGAAAUGACGUUGUAAGUGGUUAGGACAUACAUUGAGGAGGAUUCACGACGCAAGCCCAAACUUGUUAUGUUGAAGGGAAAAUGAGGAGUGAAAGACUACUUAACACAUUCGUCGGUAAUGGGAGGUAGACAUGAGUAGGAUGAAUAGCAGCUGGAGAGGAGAGCCCAUGAGCGAGUUUGAUGGAGAAUGCUGGUUGGUGGUCUAUGGUCCUGGACGAGUGGUAGGAGGUGUAAGUAGGUAUAAGACAGAAGAGGUUGGUCAUAUGCGAACUCCAAAUCAUCUAGUCGCAUUCAAGCUGUCCAUUGUAUUCCAUACUUUCUCACUCUGCUUUUCCGAACCCUAACCUCAAUGUUUAGUUUCUUACAUCGUUCCGGUCUCUUACUAUACGUCUUGUUUAUUUCACAUUGUCGUGUUAGUUCUGUAUAACAAAGUUGUGCGAGCUCAUAUGUUUUGGGUUCUAUCUUGGAGAUGACGCACUAACAGUAAUUUAGAGUUUGCUUUGUUUUACAGUAUUUUCCAACCUCCACCAUCAAUCCCUUGAGAUAAUAAAUUACUCUGAAAAUUUAGCUUCCUAUAAGCAGUGAGAACCAUCACAGUAUAUCAGUCUUGUGUCUUCAUUCAACCUCUCUUGUAGAGAAUAUAUCUCUGAUAGCGCUAUUUAGUGGUAUAUCUGUGUUGAUGUGUGUUAACUAUUUCUUGAUACUGCGAAAACUUGAUAUGAGUUGUCCACUCUCCCUCAUUAUAAGGAAUCAGAUAUAGACUGUAUUUGAUUUCUUUUUUCUGUUCACGUUGAACUCGGUAAAGUCUUAUGUUACAGAAGUUUUAACAAAGCUUUGGGAUCAAAAAGUUUCACUCAUACCUUUUCUGUGCAUGAUAUACUGAUGAUAUGUGACCAGUUAUUCAUCUUAUGGAUUAAAAUACUGUUUCUUAUCAGACCGAUUACUUUAUGUUUAGAACAUUCGACGUUCAACUAACUGCUUGGGCGUUCAGACUUCAAUCUACAUACUUUGUUUUAAAUAUCUCAUUUACAAUAUUAUAGUUAUCUAAACGAAUCCAUAUUCGUUGGAUAAGGUUAAAAAGAUUUCGUAUAGGGUUUUUGACAUUAUUUCGAUAGUGCUUGUGCACCAUACUAUCCAUUUCCUGUACUUACCAUGUCGUUUUUAGUGUAUAAUAAUCCCCACUUACUUUGUAAUCCGUCAUGUGGCUCAGUUGUAUGAAUAUUUUAUUCUUGUUAAUAUUUUCGAAAUAUAGUGUUCAAUUUUCGAUUAUGUUCUUAUCACUUGAAGUUUUCAAAUCAGUCGUAUAAACAAAAUACAGAAGUUCAGUUCUCCAACCGACUUAAUAUAAUGUAAGACAUCUGGUAACUAACUCGGAUGUUCCUCGUUUCAUCAUCUCAACGUUCUUUACUCCUGUCACUUCUAACUCGUUACUCGUUUGUCUGUUGUCACCAGGAAUUUAUUUGGAGUAAAACGAAGCAUAAUAAUCCAAAUACUUACAUACGCCUAUUUACUAGUUUCUGUUCACGAAACAUGUCUUAGAAGUUUGAUACUAACCAAGAUUAGGCGUGCGGUACUAGUCAAUUAUCCCAAAUCGAUUGAAAAGUCGUCGAUUUCAUCAACUGUGGUGGUCGGGACGUGUAUUAAGUGCCUCAACCGCUUACCUUUGUUAAGUCUUGAGUUUAAUUUUUGGUUCGUACCUUAUGAUCUAUCGAAUUCAUCCUCUCGUUUCACACAGCUGUUUAACGUUUCUAAUGAUUAUCGAUAACUGCCAUUACUUGAACUCGUGCUAUUUAUCUUAAUUUUAUCAUAUAGGCCUAAUGUGUUAUUGCAUCUUAAGCUAAUAGUCAAAAACUAGGUAACCUAUCUCAGAAUCGUUUGAAAUGUCUCAGGUGUAUCCACUCUUUGUGUUCCCUUACAUCUCGGGUUUUAAAAAUAUUUUAUACUUUUUAUUCUGUAAAUUCAUCCUUUACAUAUUUUAUCUUCUGUCCCUAAUUUUUUUUACUACUAUUCAUCCUGUUGCUGUUUUACUGUGUCAUCUUUUUCAUGUCUGUCCUGAUGUAGUGUGUUGACUUGGACUAAUGUAAAUUCGUGUCAGUCGCUACGUUGUUUAUAAUUAACUACAUCGGUUAAAAUUUAUCGUAUGCAUAAUUCGCAUUCGGAAUUUUUUGUUUCAGAUCUUAUCGUUUACUCAGUUAUAUGAGAUUUUACUUUUAAAUUGUCUCAAGUAGUUGACUACUGUUCAGAUUCACCGAAAUUCGUUCAAACAACAAGAACUUUGCGUUUUUCCUGUCAAUUGAAUAUACUGUGUAUGCAUAACAUUUUGUUUUUUCAUACACGUUUUCCUUUGUUUACUUGAAGCAAGCAGGAACAAAGAACUAAACAGUAACAUAUAUUCAUCUGUCGCAUCACAUUCCUAUUAGCUACAGAAGCAAAAUUACAAAUUAGGUUGGAAGUUUUGAUAUAUGACCAGUGAAAACAUGUGAUUGGGCUUCAAGCAAAGAUAAACAAAUACUGAGCUUACUGAUAAAUGAAUUCCUUUUUAUUAUUGAUUUUUACUCCAGACGUGAUAUGUAUGGGGAAUAGUGGUUGUAUUGGAUAAAUCUGUUGUCUAAGUUGUACUAUGGUUCUCUAUUCUUAGUCGAGAAUCGUAUACAUAAUAUAAUGUGGUCCUCAGUCUUUGCAUAGCGUAUCGAUCGAGUAUCCAGUUUACUCGUAAUAUAAUUUGUACAUAGAUCGUAUUAUAUUAUCUGUGGCAUACAGAAAAUGUAAUGUCAAAGUUAAUACAAACACAUCUAUACAGCAUAGCAAACAUGCAAAUAAAAAUAAGUGUCUAAGUAAUAUAUUGCAAAUAUAUAUCAUGUACAGAGACAUUAAUUUAGUAGCAAAGGACAAAAAAGCUAGGAAUAAGUGGUUGUGCAAUGAAAAAGCACUACUGACAAUUAACAAUAACUUAUUGUCCUGUGGUUUCAUCUGUGUGAUCAUGUCAACAAAUACGAUGGCAGUCCAGCACUGUAUACUGAACACUACGAGAUGGGUGUAAUUUUGUAGUUCUUUUGCAUAUUCAGUAUACAAAUAAUAUAAAAAUUUACUAACUGACUACAGGUGAUAUAAUGGAUAAUUCUCUCGUCCUCAACUUUGUUUUAUAUAACAUCACAUGUUUAUAUGCGUUCAUCCACUCGGCUAAUUUAAUUUCAAUCACACUUGUGGGUUUGUUUUAUUUCAAGUUUCCUCAUAUUUACCCAUUCUAUCAUAAUAUAGAGUUUCUUUUUUAAUUGCAGUCGAACACCCAUGUCUGUUGUCCCUCAGUAUGAUGUCUCUGAUCCGGAAUCUAUUGGUAAGUAAUUUUGGCUUUUAACACUAUUAUUUUUAGGACCUAGAAAUCCUUCUCUGCCAAGAGAUACAUCUCAGAGGCAGUUUGAUAUACCUGGACCAAAUCAAAUAUUAGAUAAUUUCAAUCGUGUUUCACAUAAUUUAUCAUGUGAAACGUUUUCUGGUGACUCAACAAAACAAUCCCCCAUUUCUCUGGAUCCUAAUAAUGAUCUCAUCUGUAAAGAUGAAUGCUUAAUAGGACACUCUGUUGUCAGUAGAAUUAUUAGUAAUGAUGAAUCAUUUGUACCUCACAUAAAGAAGGUUAAAGUUAAGAAAGAGAAAAAGCAUAAGAAGCAUAAACACAAACAUUCUGACAAAAGGGCUUGUAUUCAACUCGACGAUUCAACUAAUCAACUAUUUAUGAAUCCAGGUGACACAGUAUCUUGUUCUAAUAUUGAUGUAUCUGAUAAGAAGCAUGCAAAGAAACACAAGAAACAUAAGAAACAUAAACAUGGAAAUAAAGAAGACAAGAAACAAGUUAACUCAGAUGUAAAUUCGUCAGUACAAUGUAUAAGUCUAGAUAAAAUCAAUGUAAAUGAGCUUAGCUAAUAAACUCUUCUAGUUCUUUCCAUGUACAUAGGUUUUGAAGAACAUGUAUAUAAUGUCUAGAUUAUAAUGAUCAAGUUUACGAAUUUACUGGACUUCAUAAUUUUAAAUAAAUUAUUUUUUAUCAUG
Messenger RNA from Schistosoma curassoni, 10038 nucleotides. The record is from the annotation of a GenBank genome assembly. Lineage: Eukaryota; Metazoa; Platyhelminthes; Trematoda; Strigeidida; Schistosomatidae.